UGAACGGCUUUUGUGUACUAUGAACUUGUGAAUGCCUCUAAACAGGACUCCUGCUGUUUGCCUCUCACAGUUCAUCCUGUGCUCUGGGUGACCAUCAGCAGUCUAUAACUGCAAAAUGAGUUUAACCAAAAUCACGAACAUUGACGCACUGGAGCUAGAAGACGGUGUCCAGAACGCAGCCUUUCAAGAGGAUGAAGAUAGACCGCACUCUGAGCCCGCCAUCGUCUCCUUCACCGGGCAAGAGGAGGUGGCGUACACUCAGAUCAAGCCUUAUGCUGGAAUGCCCAAAGAGGUUCUGAUGCUAUACUCCAAACAAGCUCGCUACAGAGUUCCUCGAGAGAUUUUGUUCUGGCUGAUCAUCGUAUGCACUCUGGUCCUAAUCGGCGUGACCAUUGCGAUCGUGGCGCUUUCACCUCGAUGCUUGAGCUGGUGGCAGGUGUCUCCAGUCUAUCAGGUCUAUCCAAGAUCAUUCAAAGAUUCAAAUGCUGAUGGUGUUGGAGAUCUGAAAGGAAUCAAGGAGAAGCUGAGUCAUUUCGACUACCUGAACAUUAAAGCGAUCUGGAUCAGUCCUUUUUACAAAUCUCCCAUGAGGGACUUUGGGUAUGAUGUGGAGGACUUCAGGCAAAUUGACCCUCUCUUUGGAACCAUGCAAGACUUUGAUGACCUCUUGGCAAGCAUGCACGACAAAGGUCUGAAGCUGAUCAUGGACUAUAUACCUAAUCAUACCAGUGACGAACACAUCUGGUUCCAACUCAGCCGAAAUGGCACUGAGCCCUAUAAGGACUACUAUAUCUGGGUGAACUGCACGGAAGAUAAACCUCCUAACAACUGGGUAAGCGUAUUUGGGAAUUCCACUUGGGAAUACGACGAAACGAGAAAGCAGUGCUAUUUCCAUCAGUUCCUCAAGGAACAGCCAGAUCUCAACUUCCGUAACCCCCUCGUCAUACAGGAGAUGACGGACAUAAUCCAUUUCUGGCUACAGAAGGGGGUGGAUGGGUUCCGCAUGGACGCUGUGAAACACAUGCUUGAAGCCAAACAUUUAAGAAACGAACCCCAGGUUGAUCCUGACCAAGAUCCGUCGACUGUGGACACAGAGUUCGAGUUGUUUCAUGACUACACCUACUCACAGCUGGGGCUGCACGAGAUUCUGACUAACUGGAGGGUAGAGAUGGACAUCUACAGCAGAGAGCCCGGUCGCCACAGAUUUAUGGUGAUAGAGAGUUAUGACUACGAGGAAAUCGAAAAAACCAUGAGGUACUACGGCACAAGUUAUGCCACGGAAAGCGACUUUCCUUUCAAUUUCUAUUUGCUGGAUCUUCCUGACGCCCUGUCGGGAAAUAGAGCCAAAGAACUGGUUGACGUUUGGAUGAAAAACAUGCCAGAGGGAAAAUGGCCAAACUGGGUGGUGGGAAAUCACGACAAGCCACGCAUAGCCACAAGUGCUGGUAGGGAAUACGUGCGUGCUAUAAACAUGAUGUUGUUAACACUUCCUGGUACUCCUACGACCUACUACGGAGAAGAGAUAGGAAUGGUGAAUGUUAAUGUAUCUGUCAUUCAGGAUCCUUUCGGAAAGUUCAAUCCAAACAACAGUCGGGACCCACAGCGAACGCCAAUGCAGUGGAGCGAUAAGAUCAACGCUGGCUUUAGUGACAAUGAAACCGGCACAUGGCUUGAUAUAGCUCCAGACUAUGACACUGUUAACGUGGAGGCUCAGCAAGCCGAUUCCAAUUCCAUCAUUUCUCAGUAUCGAACCCUGAGCCUGCUGAGAGGAGCUGAGCUCGCCCUGAGCCGAGGCUGGUUCUGCUACGUCAGGAGCGAUACUAACGUAUUCGCCUAUUUGCGCGAAAUGGACGGGAAACAGAAUGCCUUCCUGGUGGUACUAAAUUUUGGCGAGGAUACUGAAACGGACCUGUUAUCAGUUAGUGAGCUUCCAGAUGUCCUUACUGUGCAUUUGAGUACCACACCAAUAAACCAGAAGACUUUUUCUAAAUCUAGAAUUCCAACAUCUAAAGGGCAGGGAUUGCUCCUGCAAUAUUCCACCAAUAAGAGAUUUCAUUCGAAUCAUGCAUCUGAGUGUUAUGUCUCAGAGAAAGCCUGCUACUUUCCUGCACUAGAUAUUUUGUACAAGUGCUGAGGAAACAUUCUAGUAUGAGGCUUCUAGUAGAAGACAUUAGUUUUUAUUAGUUUCUUGUAUGUUUCAUUUUAUUCUAUUAAAUAAACAAGUGUCUAUAACAAAAUCAA
Messenger RNA from Triplophysa rosa, 2241 nucleotides. It is a transcript of the gene slc3a1, whose product is annotated as solute carrier family 3 member 1. Gene Ontology annotation, biological process: amino acid transport; carbohydrate metabolic process. The coding region runs from base 116 to 2134 and encodes 672 amino acids. The record is from RefSeq and is a predicted model, not a curated record. NCBI's taxonomy places the organism in Eukaryota, Metazoa, Chordata, Actinopteri, Cypriniformes, Nemacheilidae. The transcript has 10 exons.